Messenger RNA from Arachis duranensis, 1091 nucleotides. RefSeq lists its product as uncharacterized. The coding region runs from base 347 to 844 and encodes 165 amino acids. The transcript has 8 exons. Gene Ontology annotation, molecular function: serine-type endopeptidase activity. Gene Ontology annotation, cellular component: signal peptidase complex; membrane. NCBI's taxonomy places the organism in Eukaryota, Viridiplantae, Streptophyta, Magnoliopsida, Fabales, Fabaceae. The record is from RefSeq and is a predicted model, not a curated record.
ACCAUAAACAAUGAGAUCCUUCAUUUGUUUCCACUACUAAAACGGAAAAGUUGCAGUCAAUGUUUUCUAGAUUUUGAAAGUAGUCUAAUCACAUGUAAAUAUACUAUAUUAUCUAGAAAUAUUUGUUUUGAGCCGCCAAUAAUGUAAUGGAUGAGUUGGAUGAGGUGUGACUGAAUUCGAAUGUGUUGUCACAUUGUAAUUGGAUAGGUGCAAAUAUACUGCGUCAACGUUGUGUUAUGUUGUGCCAAAGAAUGAAUAAUUCAAAUAAAAAGAAGUUUUUUGAAGAUCAUGACACAGUUGAAUUGAAUUGAAGAGUGGUAGCAUCAGAAAGAAGAGAAAGAAGGGAAUGACGUGGAUUCGCCAGCAGCUCAUGAAAGCUAUUACACUCGGCAUGAUUGUUGGGUCUGCACUGAUAAUAUGGAAAGCAUUGGUGUGCAUGAGUGGCACUGAAUCUCCUGUGGUGGUUGUUCUCUCUGGAAGCAUGGAACCAGCGUUCAAGCGGGGGGACAUCCUAUUCUUGUAUAUGAGCAAAGAUCCAAUUCGGGCAGGCGACAUUCUUGUCUUUAAUGUUGAUGGGCGUGACAUCCCCAUUGUUCAUCGCGUAAUUCAGGUACAUGAAAGACAAGAUUCUGGGGAGGUCGAUAUUCUCACCAAAGGAGAUAGCAACGAGGAUGAUGACAGGGUAUUGUAUGCUCAAGGUCAGCUUUGGCUACAAAGGCACCACAUUAUGGGAAGAGCUAUUGGGUCCUUACCUUAUGCUGGUUGGGUCACAAUUAUCUUGACGGAAAAGCCUAUCAUUAAGUAUGUCCUCAUUGGUGCAUUGGGGUUGCUCAUCACCAUUUGAAGACAGCAAAUCAAAAUCAAAAUAAAAACCAAACCUCCUUAUAGCUGUUCCUACUUGUCCACUUGUUCAUUACACGUUGCUUCAUCCCAAUGCCCUGAUGCUACAGGAUACUAAUUGUCCUUUAAUUUAUACACAAAUAUUAGCUAAUAUAUUGAUGCUUUGUAAAUUUUAAUAAAAAAGUGUAAGAUUGAUUUUUUUUUUUUCAUAUAUUAAGAGCUUCGAAAGAACUAUUACUUUUUCAUUCUUU